ACGGGGACGCAGCUGGGGGGAAAGGGAAAUAAUGACUGAAUGCCAGAGACCGCGUCGUAACUUUGAUGUAAAACUCCAUUCGAGUUACUUCAGGCAGUCGGGAAAUUUUGCAAAGUGUUAGCAGAGCUUUUUACAGCAGUCGUCACUGGGGUGUUUUUUGGAUAGCCGGAGACAGCCCAGCUAACGGUUUUCGCUGCGAUGGAUCAGUCUGUAGCAAUUCAAGAGAUUCUGACAGAGGAAGAAAACUGCCUCAUAUUUUCAAAACAUGCCGUCCAAUGUCUCCUGCUGGUGGACGAUCUUACCGAAAGCAGAUUGCUUGGUUUGGUGGAACACGACACGGAGCACGCGCUGUUCAUGUUUACCCAUAGAAGAAUGGCCAUCACCGGUGAUGACGUCACACUCGAGCUCAUCGUCCCCAUAUCUCACGACUUCGCGAUCGUGGAAGUUUCAUCGCCUGAUGAACUAGCGAUUGUCGGUGCUGACACCAGGGUGCGGGUGACAGAUUUGGAUCUUGAGAUGGAGGUUCACUUACCUUUCGGCUCGCACACGCGUCUCUUCCUCGGCGAGGUCAACCGAGCGUGGAGUGAAGUCUGUAAGCAGUCCUCGACGGAAGCGCCAGUCUCCCAGUUCGAGUGGCUCUCCAAGUACCGCAGGCCUGCAAAAGGCCCCGGGCCAGGCAGACAAGUCAGCGCACCAGGCAGAACGCCAUUCUCCAAGAUCAGCCAGCUGAAGAAAUCAGGGAAGGCUUCGGUGGGGAACGGCAGAGCACAGGGGGAAGAGGAAGGGAGGACCGUGCGGGCGGGAGGAGACAGCGGGCCCGAAAGUCUGAAGAAAGUCCCAUCGGAGGACAGGAAUGACCUGGUGCGCUCUUCCAGACACACGGUGUCAAACAAAGCCCAGAUACUAGCCAUGCCACAGUUCGUCCUGCGGGACAACCUCAUAAAGUGCGAGCUGCUGAAGAAUGAGCAGCUCUACACCUACAUCAAGAACUACAGCUUCUUCCUCGGCACAUACAAUGUGAACGGCCAGCCGCCGAAGGAGAGUCUGCGGCCCUGGCUGUGCUGCACUCCUGAGCCGCCCGACUUCUACUGCGUGGGCUUUCAGGAGCUGGAUCUCAGCAAGGAGGCCUUCUUCUUCAAUGACACGCCCAAGGAGGUGGAGUGGCUGAAGGCCGUGCUAGACGACCUGCACCCAGAAGCCAAGUACGCUUUAGUGAAGCUGGCUCGGCUGGUGGGCAUCAUGCUGGUGUUCUUAGUGAAGAAGGAGCACGCCGAGCACGUCUCCGACGUGGUGGCUGAGACUGUCGGCACAGGGGUCCUGGGAAGAAUGGGCAACAAAGGUGCGGCAGCCAUCCGCUUCCGUUUCCACAACUCGGACAUCUGCGUGGUGAACUCGCACCUGGCGGCGCACAUGGAAGAGUGGGAGAGGCGCAACCAGGACUACCGGGACAUCUGCUCCCGGCUGCUGUUCCCCCAGAUACCCCUGGAGCUCCCCCCCCUCACCAUCAUGAAGCACGAUAUCGUCCUCUGGCUAGGAGAUCUGAACUAUAGGCUACAUGAUGUUGAAGUCGACCAGGUGAAAAAUUUAUUAUCCACGAAUGAUUUUAAGACUCUACAGAGUUACGACCAGUUGAAGAGGCUGAUGGCUGAGCAGACCGUGUUUGAGGGCUUCGUCGAAGGAGAGAUUUCAUUUCAGCCGACGUACAAAUACGACACGGGCUCAGAUGAGUGGGACACCAGUGAGAAGUGCCGCACACCGGCCUGGUGCGACCGCGUCCUGUGGAAGGGGCGGGGCAUCAAGCAGCUGCAGUACAACAGUCACAUGACCCUGAAACUCAGCGACCACAAGCCCGUCAGCUCCCUGCUGGAAGUCGGGAUUAAGGAAGUAAAUGAAGAAUCGUAUAGGAAGGUGUUUGAGGACAUUGUGCGCAACCUGGACAAGAUGGAGAAUGAGUGCAUUCCGUCCGUGACGCUGUCCAAGCGCGAGUUCGUCUUCCACGAUGUGAAGUUCAUGAAGCACCAGGUGGACACGCUGACCAUCUGCAACGACGGCCAGGUGCCGUGCCAGUUCGAGUUCAUCCAGAAACCGAACGAGGCAGAGUACUGCAAGCCCUGGCUCACAGCGAACCCGCCCCGGGGGUUCCUGGCACAGGGCGACACACUGGACAUCGAGCUGGAGGUGUUCGUCAACCGCUGGACGGCCACUCGGCUGAACUCUGGCGAGGACGCCAUAGAGGACAUCCUGGUCCUCCACCUGGACAGGGGGAAGGACUACUUCGUCUCCGUCUCUGGGAACUACCUGCCCAGCUGCUUUGGAUCGUCCAUACAGAUGCUGUGCCACCUGAGGGACCCCAUACAGGAGGUGCCUCUGAAGACCGUCCAAGAGCUGACCGUGAUGUCAGCAGAGGAGCUGAGCCUCAGGACUUCCGAGAAGCCCCUGGACAUCCCCAAGGAGAUCUGGAUGAUGGUGGACCACCUCUACCGGAAUGCCUCCAAACAGGAGGACAUCUUUCAGCAGCCAGGACUGAGGAGCGAGUUCGAGGAGAUCCGGGAUUGCCUGGACACCGGGAUGCCGGAGUCUCUCCCUGGCAGUAACCACUCAGUGGCUGAGGCCCUCCUUCUCUUCCUCGAUGCUCUCCCCGAACCUGUGGUUUCCGUCUCUCACUACCAGCAGUGCCUGGACAGCUGCCCAGACCCCACCCAGUGUAAAAAGGUUAUUUCCACGCUACCUCUGUGCAAUAAAAACGUGUUUAACUACUUAACGGCGUUUCUGCGAGAGCUGCUGAGAAAUUCUGCACAGAAUCAUCUGGAUGCCAACAUCGUAGCAACCACCUUUGCUCCCCUGCUACUGAGACCACGCACUAAGCAGGACAUUACGGAGAAGCGGAAGACCCAGGACUUCUUACACCAUUUCCUCAUUCAAGACCUUUACUGCACAGAGCAUCAGAAUUCAACACCCUUAGCUUAAUGUAUAGCACAUUAUUAAUUUUUAAAAUAAACUGUACACAGUUAAACUUUGUAUAGUCAUACUCGAUUUAUGUUUUGAUUAAAGCCCAUACAUUGUAUACAACAGGGUUUUAAAGUUAGCUGU
Molecule: messenger RNA, 3090 nt
Organism: Megalops cyprinoides (Indo-Pacific tarpon)
Lineage: Eukaryota; Metazoa; Chordata; Actinopteri; Elopiformes; Megalopidae
Gene: inpp5b
Product: inositol polyphosphate-5-phosphatase B
Exons: 23
Coding region: 199-2967 (922 amino acids)
Biological process (GO): phosphatidylinositol dephosphorylation; signal transduction
Cellular component (GO): membrane; cytosol
Molecular function (GO): phosphatidylinositol-4,5-bisphosphate 5-phosphatase activity; inositol-1,4,5-trisphosphate 5-phosphatase activity
Source: RefSeq, a predicted model, not a curated record